Molecule: messenger RNA, 1407 nt
Organism: Iphiclides podalirius (scarce swallowtail)
Lineage: Eukaryota; Metazoa; Arthropoda; Insecta; Lepidoptera; Papilionidae
Source: the annotation of a GenBank genome assembly
AUGAAUGUGAGACUGGCAUUCGCCGUGCUCUCCUCGGCGUGUUGGUCCGCGUUCCAGCACGGAUACAACACUGGUGUUAUCAACGCGCCGCAAUCAGUGAUGAUGGAGUGGCUUCACAAGGAGGCGCUCACCGGCACCAACACGACCCUGGACGCGAAGGACGACCCGAAGGUCACCACCGUGUGGUCAAUCACCGUCGCCAUAUACUGCGUGGGCGGCAUGAUAGGCGGCGUGCUUACAGGCUUUGUGGCUGACAGGUUCGGCAGGAAGGGUGGUCUUCUUCUGAACAACGCGCUGGUCUUCCUUGCGGCGGCUUUAGAGGGCGGCUCCAAGGUGGCCAACUCCGCUGAAAUGCUGAUCCUGGGCAGAUUGCUUAUUGGCAUAAACAGCGGCCUAAACGCUGGCUUGGCGCCGCUAUAUCUGGCUGAAAUAUCGCCAGUCUCAAUGCGCGGCUCGAUCGGCACCGUGUACCAGCUGGUGAUAACUAUCACCAUCCUGCUCUCGCAAGUGCUCGGGCUGGGCUCCGUGCUGGGGACGGAGCGCGGCUGGCCGUGGCUGCUGGCGGCCGCGGCGUUGCCGGCCCUCGUCCAGUGCGCGACGUUGCCGCUCUGCCCCGAGUCGCCGAAGUACCUGCUGCUGAACAGGGGCCAGGAGUUGCACGCGCAGCGGGCCUUGAACUGGUUAAGGGGAGACGUUGCUGUCCACGGCGAGAUGGAGGAAAUGCAUCAGGAGGCGGAGAAGAACAAGGUCUCGAAGAGGGUGACGCUCCGCGAGCUGGUGGGCAACCGGCAGCUUCGCCGGCCGCUCGCCAUCGCGCUGGUGGUGAUGGUGGCGCAGCAGCUGUCCGGCAUCAACGCGGUGAUCUUCUUCUCCACGGACAUCUUCAGGGGCGCGAACCUCAGCGAGGGCCAGUCGCAGUACGCCACCCUCGGAAUGGGCGCGAUGAACGUGGUGAUGACGGUGGUCAGCCUGCUGCUGGUGGAGGUGGCGGGGAGGAAGACCCUACUCCUCGCCGGCUUCGGCGGAAUGCUGGUCUGCACGGUGUGCCUCUGCGUCGCCAGCUUAUACACGGAGCACGUUUGGAUGUCGUACCUCUGCAUCGCGCUGGUGAUCCUGUUCGUGGUGACGUUCGCCGUGGGCCCGGGUUCGAUCCCGUGGUUCCUCGUAACCGAGCUGUUCAACCAGGCGGCGCGGCCGGUGGCGUCCUCUGUGGCGGUCACCGUCAACUGGACGGCCAACUUCAUAGUCGGCCUCAGCUUCCUGCCGCUUACUUUGGUCCUCGGCAUGAACACCUUCAUAAUAUUCGCAGUCCUGCAGUUCCUGUUCAUAGUCUUCAUCAGCAUGAAGGUGCCGGAGACCAAAAACAGGACAGUGGAGGAGAUAACCGCAAUGUUCCGCCAGCAGAUG